AUUGCAAAGACCAUCUUAUAUAUCAUUCAUUCCUUGCUAUCUCCCAAGCCCUCAACCGCAAAAAUGAUGGCGGAUCCGUUCGAGGUUCGCAUGCGAUUCACCGCGCAGCUGCAACACUUGAAUGCCUCCAUUACUUCCUCACAGAAAGCGGCGCAUUAUGCGCUCAAGUACCGCGACAUGGACGAGGACCUUCAUUCAUGUAUCUUAGAGCAGCUGGAAAGAAAUAAUAUGAACAACAGAGCGAACAUCAUGUACUUCAUCGAACAAUUCUGCGAAAUGGCCACCAAAGAAAACCACACUCCCUACGUGCGCAUGAUACAGAGAGACAUCUUGCGCGUCGUGGACUCCGUCGUACCGGCAGACGGAUCAGGCGCCGCAAACGUCAAGCACGUUCGUCGGGUUCUCAACGGCCUCCAGACAAAAGAGAUUCUAUCCGCUGAAACGAUUGCGGAAAUCGAUGCAGCUCUGAAGGAGCGCGAGUCUCACCAGGCGCAUCUGGAUCUAGAAGCAGAGGAAGCACCCGAAGGCAGUGUGGUACCGAAGAGUGGCACGCCGCGGGGGUCUCGGCGGGUGGAUAAGAGGCAGAUCGAGCAGCGGAUUGAAGAGGACCGUGAGCGGAACAAGAGACUACGGGAGAGUAUGUGGACUGUUAGUGGGGAUGAUGGCGAUGAACAUGGGAAGUUUUGGGAUGAAGCUAGUGAUAUUGGGGAGGAUGACUUUAUCAAUGCGAGCGAGGAGUUUGUGGAGCGCCAGAAGAUGGUCACUGCGGUUUGAGUGCACAGGCGCGGCUUAAGGAUGUUGGUUUGUGUGCUCUCUGUGGUAUGAGAGUGUUUGAUUUUCUCUAGCAUCGCGACUUGGAGUUGUUGGGUUUGGUUUUGGAAAGCAUCGAGGUUGGAUUGGCGUUUAUGUGGGAUUUUUGUCAUG
Aspergillus campestris IBT 28561 is the source of this 924-nucleotide messenger RNA. Its product is annotated as CTD kinase subunit gamma. The record is from RefSeq and is a predicted model, not a curated record. Gene Ontology annotation, biological process: positive regulation of transcription by RNA polymerase I; positive regulation of DNA-templated transcription, elongation. Gene Ontology annotation, cellular component: CTDK-1 complex. The transcript is spliced from 2 exons. Bases 64 to 774 code for a protein of 236 amino acids. Lineage: Eukaryota; Fungi; Ascomycota; Eurotiomycetes; Eurotiales; Aspergillaceae.